This is a messenger RNA of Lachancea thermotolerans CBS 6340, 1761 nucleotides long. It is a transcript of the gene SLX5, whose product is annotated as SUMO-targeted ubiquitin ligase complex subunit SLX5. The coding region runs from base 1 to 1761 and encodes 586 amino acids. The transcript has a single exon. Gene Ontology annotation, molecular function: ubiquitin-protein transferase activity. Gene Ontology annotation, cellular component: SUMO-targeted ubiquitin ligase complex. Lineage: Eukaryota; Fungi; Ascomycota; Saccharomycetes; Saccharomycetales; Saccharomycetaceae. The record is from RefSeq and is a predicted model, not a curated record.
AUGAACCCUGAAGAUACAAAUAUGGAUGGAACACCGCCUGAAUGCAGCCAAAACGAUGUUAUUGAGAUCGAGAGUGACACGGAAGAUGAAACUCAGGUAUUACCAGGUACCCUCGAAGCGCCGGAUAUUGGCCAAAUGCACGGAAGUCUGGUGGAUGAUCUGCCGUCGCAAAACAACGCUUCUGAGGUAUUCUGCAACACUGAGGAUGAUGAUGAGAUACAGCUACUCGGCGAGACAGUUCUGGACGGUAAUAAUGCUGCUGCUCCCAGGCUCGGGAACCCGAAUAUAAACCGCGCAGAGUCUGUCGGUGUCGCCCAAAUAAGGCCGCACCAACCGUCGGCGGCGGGAGAAGAGGAUCUGGUAAUUUUAGAGGAAAGAAACAACAGUCCAAGCUUUGUACUGAACCUUCCCGGUGGCGAACAUCUGCAAAUAAGUGGGAGUCCGCUAGAUCAGCCUGUUAGGAGGUCGUUUCAAACGCAAGGAAACCGGCACACUAACUCGGCGAAUGGCCGGAGGAGGCUCCUGCGGCGCACCGCGAGACGAGCCUCAAGCCUGUUUCUUCAUCCAAGUGAUGAGGAGGAUGAAGGUUUUGCCUAUGAGAACACAGAUCUCUUGCCCACAGGGGUAAGGCUCAGGAGGCAACGCAACAGCAUGAUGCAGAGAAGGCCGAAUCCUCCCAGAAGACAGUUAUUAGGGACUGGGGACGACGUCGACGACCCUGAACUCCUAUCUUUGGAAGCCCAAAUCAACAGCUUUCCUUUUGAGGUCAGAAGUGCAUUUGACCACGCACAAUCUAUUCACGAGUUCAGGUCUAUCUUGCAAUCGGUAGAUAGGCAAAGCUACGAACAGAGACAAGACGAACUAACCCACCUCUUCACAGUCUAUCGAGGGCACGUUAUGCGCUCGUGGGCGAACGAUAGACUGCGGCGCGCCAGAGAUGCUGCUUCUGGGAUGAACACCAGAACAACGGACCGAACUUCCCAGGCGCAUAACCUCCGCUAUUCUCCUACGUUAGCUGGUAUCAUUGCCCGGACCUUCAACCCGAUCCUGGGACACAUGCAUAUGGCCUACGAACCAGGACUGGGCACGGGUAUGGCCGCUUACAAUGAUGCUGAUGAAGAACGACAAACCCAGAACAUAAUACAAAUGAUCCAAGAGCGAGAAGAGCGAGAGUUCGAGAGUCGAAAGAGAAAAUACAUGGAAGAUACUAAGCCUAAGCAAUCUGGCUAUCUGCAAAAGGCUGCAAAAUUGCCUGACGGCUACAGUGCCUCCUUCGACACCACACCAAGGAUGAACAUCUCCAUCAUGAAAAACGGACAGAAUGAAGAGCUCACAGUAGUCGAUGACCACGCCGAUGCCCUGUAUAUGGACAUUCCGGCCUGCUGCCUGUGCGGUGUUGAGCUCGGUGUGGGUAUUCCUGACGGAUUUCAGGGGCUUUACGAGGAGGAUCGCGGAGUCUCUUUUGAAGCCUUGAAAGCGAAAUAUAAUUUCCACUGCCCGUAUCAGACCCUUUCAAAACCCUCAGUGGCAGAUCGGGACCUCUCGCGACGAACCUACGUUGCGCAGUGUGGCCAUUCAUUUUGCGGACGCUGCUUUGCCAGAAUCGACAACGCCCGCUCCUUCAACAGGGCUUCAAAGAAAAAACUCAGCGAGUUAAAGGGAGCCUCAAACCCCGACAACUAUGGACCAAAGAACUGCCCUGCAAAAGACUGUAACAAUCGAUUGAGAAGCAGGGGCAAAAUGCGGGAGGUUUAUUUCUAA